GACUGGGGCCGGGCAGAGGGCUGCAAGCACAGUCACCACCAUGGACAGCAGAGCAGUUUCUGGCCCUGAGUAGUUGAUCACCACAGCUGGGCCAGCCAGUGCUGGAUGUCACCGGAACAAGAUCACGGCCAUCCCCAGGCCCAGCUCUUGCUCCUUCCUGGUGGCCGUGGUUCCUGCUGGCUGCUCCCUAAGCUCAGGGGCGGUCACGAGCCCCAGGGGUCCACUGCUCCUACCCCAUCCAAAGGUCAGAACCACUGUGAAGCCCUGGGAUAAAAAUUAAACGCGGGCCUGCCCCUGCGUUGCACAGCUGCAAAGGCGCCUGAGGUGAGGGCCGCAGCAGCCCAGGCCGUGCCCACACCCACCGGGGCGGCAAGGCCUCCGCAGCGGCGCUCGGCUCUGGGCCUGCCUCCUGCGUACCCCGGUCCUGGGCUGCCAGCCUCAGCAUUAGGGAUGCAGGGGCGCAGGGAUGCCUCCAGAGGCCUCCCCAGACCAAGGAACCGGGGCAGCAGCCCCGCGGCUCCGCCCCGGCCCCAUCAGGAGGGAGACUGAGAGCGCCAGGCUGGGGAGGGGGCUGAGCCGUGGGGUCCACAGCCCUCCCCACACCCGUGAAGCCCGGGCCGCCGCCUGCUGGGCCUAGAGGCCGAAGCCCCUCCACCCAGCUCCCCCGGAGCGCGGCGCGCAAGGGCCCCUUCGCUGCGCACGGCGGCUGGCGCACCCGCUCCAGCCCCGCCGGGCGCUGCGCUCUCCGCGGCCGCCAGGACGCAGCGCUACCCGGCGGGUCAGUCUCAGACCUGCUGCCCCUGCUCUCCACCUGCUAACCGAAGCCAGAACACACAGGGCAUCCCUCCCACCAGCAGACCCCAGCCCCUGGAGUCCCCACAGCCGAGCCUCUGUGCCACCCCCAGGUUGGCCGGGGGGCCUGGUGUGGCAGGGAUGGCUGAAUCCCGGGAGCCCCAGAAGCAGGGGGAGGCGCUGGUACUGGUCCGACGGCAGCCCCCGGUGCCCCAGGGACUGUUGGAAACACUGAAGAUCCGGCUAACACAGAGCUGUGCCUGCAGUGUGCCACGUGCCCGGGCGCUGGUGCAGGACCUGGUCCCGGCCUCACGCUGGCUGCGCCAAUACCGUCCGAGGGAGCACCUGGCAGGUGACAUCAUGUCUGGGCUGGUCAUCGGCAUCAUCCUGGUGCCACAAGCCAUUGCUUACUCACUGCUGGCUGGGCUGCAGCCCAUUUACAGUCUCUAUACCUCCUUCUUUGCCAACCUCAUCUACUUCCUCAUGGGUACCUCACACCACGUCUCUGUGGGCAUCUUCAGCCUUCUGUGCCUCAUGGUGGGGCAGGUGGUGGACCGUGAGCUGCAGCUGGCUGGCUUUGACCCCUCUCAGGAUGAUGCGGGGCCCAGGGACAAUGGCAGUGCCUUCAACAGCUCACCGGUCGUGCUGGAGUUCCAGCUGCAGAACUGUGGACGGGACUGCCAUGCCAUCCGCAUUGCCACUGCCCUCACGCUGGUGACUGGGAUCUACCAGGUCCUCAUGAGCGUCCUUCGGCUCGGCUUUGUGUCCACCUACCUCUCACAACCACUGCUCGAUGGCUUUGCUAUGGGGGCCUCGGUGACCAUCUUGACCUCGCAGCUGAGGCACAUGCUGGGUGUGCGGAUCCCCCGGCACCAGGGCCCGGGCAUGGUGGUCAGCACGUGGCUGAGCCUGCUGCGCAACGUGGGGCAGGCCAACUUGUGUGAUGUGCUCACCAGCAUCGUGUGCCUGGUAGUGCUGCUGGCAGCUAAGGAGCUUUCAGACCGCUGCCGGCACCGCCUGAGGGUGCCGCUGCCCACAGAGCUGCUGGUUAUCGUGGUGGCCACGCUCGUCUCCCACUUUGGGCAGUUCCAUGCACACUUUGGCUCCAGUGUGGCCGGGAACAUCCCCACCGGCUUUGUGGCCCCCCAGGUGCCAGAUCCCAGGCUGAUGUGGCGUGUAGCACUGGAUGCCGUGUCCCUGGCCCUCGUGGGCUCGGCUUUUUCCAUCUCACUGGCAGAGAUGUUUGCCCGCAGCCACGGAUACUCUGUCCGUGCCAACCAGGAGCUGCUGGCUGUAGGCUGCUGCAAUGUGCUGCCUGCCUUCUUCCACUCCUAUGCCACUAGUGCCACCCUGGCCAAGAGCCUGGUGAAGACAGCCACUGGCUGCCGGACACAGCUGUCCAGUGUGGUCAGCGCUGUGGUGGUGCUGCUGGUACUCCUGGUGCUGGCUCCGCUGUUCCGAGACCUGCAGCGGAGCGUGCUGGCCUGCAUCAUCGUGGUCAGCCUCAGGGGAGCCCUGCGCAAGGUGAAGGACCUCCCAGGGCUGUGGCGGCUGAGCCCGGCUGAUGCCCUGGUCUGGGUUGCCACCGCGGCCACCUGCAUCGUGGUCAGUACCGAGGCCGGGCUGCUGGCUGGGCUGCUCCUCUCGCUGCUCAGCCUAGUAGGCCGCACACAGCGCCCACGGGCUACCCUUCUUGCCCGCAUUGGAGACUCAGCUUUCUAUGAGGAUGCCACAGAGUUUGUGGGCCUCCUGCCUCCACCUGGAGUGCAGGUGUUUCGCUUUGCUGGGCCACUGUACUACGCCAACAAAGACUUCUUCCUGCAAUCACUCUAUAGACUCACAGGGCUGGAUGCAGGGCGUCUGGCCACCAAGAAGAAGCAGAGCCUACAGGUGGGUGUCAGUGAGAGAGGCUCCACUGAUGGCAAAAACCUGGGUCCGACGAGCAGCGAGGCCAGGCUGAUGCCCCUAGAAGUCAGUUUCCACACAGUGGUCCUUGACUGUGCCCCUCUGCUGUUCUUGGAUGUGGCUGGCAUGGCCACGCUGCAGGAUCUGCGCAGAGAUUACAGAACUCUAGGCGUGGCCUUGCUCCUGGCCUGCUGCAGCCCCUCUGUGAGGGACACCUUGAGAAGGGGAGGCUUUCUCGGGGAGGAUCAGGCAACUGAGGACGAGCAGCUCUUCCCCAGUGUGCACAGUGCCGUGGAGGCUGCUCGCGCUGGCCACAGGGAGCAGAGGGUUGCCGAUUCCACCCUCUAGCAGAGCCAGUCCUGCUCAUAAGUCUCUCUUCCCUUCUGGAAGCUGAGGCUGAUGUUGGCAAGUCAUCACUGCCCUCCUUCCCCAAGCGCAAUGCAAAGUCUAGCGGUGCUUGCGAGAUGCAACGUUGGGCCAUCUCUUCUCUGGAGAACACCCAAGAACCCCAGAUGCUCAAUGGUUGAGCACCUGCUGUCCUGGUGCGCACUCAGCCCUGGUGCUGGUACCACAAGGCUCCUCGGCCGGCAUGCUCAGAAGAGCCAUGUCUGCUUUGA
Messenger RNA from Perognathus longimembris pacificus (Pacific pocket mouse), 3314 nucleotides. RefSeq names its product solute carrier family 26 member 1 (gene Slc26a1). Gene Ontology annotation, biological process: transmembrane transport. Bases 934 to 3045 code for a protein of 703 amino acids. The record is from RefSeq and is a predicted model, not a curated record. Gene Ontology annotation, cellular component: membrane. NCBI's taxonomy places the organism in Eukaryota, Metazoa, Chordata, Mammalia, Rodentia, Heteromyidae. Gene Ontology annotation, molecular function: oxalate transmembrane transporter activity; sulfate transmembrane transporter activity; bicarbonate transmembrane transporter activity. The transcript has 4 exons.